AUGUACCAGAAGGAACAGGUAGGGGGCACUGUUGUACAGUACCACCAGCUGAUGUACCAGAAGGAACAGGAGCUGAAGCACUGCAGUGCUGGUGCAGGAGAGCCCCCUAGUGACUCCCUGGUGGAAGUGCAGUGUCAGCUGGCUGACAGAUACGGGGAGCUCAUCCUGGAGAUCACAGCUCUGCGUGCCAAGGUCGCGGAGAUGCGUGAGAUGACCUUCACGCAGGAGCGAGACAUCCGCGAGCAGGUCAAGUGCGAGUACGAUGAGCUGGUGGAGGACCUGUUCGCCUCGCAGUUCGAACUCAUGAAGAAGUUCGACGACUUCAGACUGAACCUCCAUGACAUCGUGUGUGAGAAGGUGGCAGAGACCAGGGUCGAGGCAGACGACGCCAUCUCCAAACUCAAGCAGAGGGAAGGGGGGGUGCCAGGUACUGUAUCUCACUGUGACUCACUCAAGCAGGGGGGUGCCAGGUACUGUAUCUCACUGUGA
Molecule: messenger RNA, 489 nt
Organism: Branchiostoma floridae (Florida lancelet)
Lineage: Eukaryota; Metazoa; Chordata; Leptocardii; Amphioxiformes; Branchiostomatidae
Product: coiled-coil domain-containing protein 162-like
Exons: 4
Coding region: 1-489 (162 amino acids)
Source: RefSeq, a predicted model, not a curated record